This is a messenger RNA of Pseudogymnoascus destructans, 492 nucleotides long. RefSeq lists its product as uncharacterized. Bases 1 to 492 code for a protein of 163 amino acids. The record is from RefSeq and is a predicted model, not a curated record. Lineage: Eukaryota; Fungi; Ascomycota; Leotiomycetes; Thelebolales; Thelebolaceae. The transcript is spliced from 2 exons.
AUGAUCUCUAUGACCAUCGUAACAACAAGUGGACCUUGGGCGGGUGCUCAAAUCCACAAGUUUGAGCUUUACGACCUCGCUGGCCAUAGCCCAAUCAUCGGAAGUGUCAAGCUCCCAGUGGAAGACUCCGUUCCGGACGAAGACUUCCUCCCAAUUGGGGAGGCCUCUCCCGACGAUGAUCCUAGGUUGGAAAUGCCACCUCCAGCCCGCCCUGAGACGGAAACGCUGCCCCGCAACUUCACUGAACUUUCCGAAGAGUUUAUCCAGCCUCAAGAUGACAGAUCAGAACCGGUUAGACACAAGCGGGCACCAAACCCCAUUACUGACUUUGAGAUGUAUAUGGCAAUGUGGUGUGAGAAGUACUCCAUCCCAGGUGAUGCUUACGCUGGACUUCUUGAGGGAUACAAACUCGUUGAAUCAAUGGAGAAUCUCAUGAAUCUUCCAAAGGACGUGAGAACUGUAAUGGUGUGUGCACCAGAUGUGAGAAUCUAG